Molecule: messenger RNA, 1002 nt
Organism: Aspergillus udagawae
Lineage: Eukaryota; Fungi; Ascomycota; Eurotiomycetes; Eurotiales; Aspergillaceae
Exons: 2
Coding region: 1-1002 (333 amino acids)
Biological process (GO): secondary metabolic process
Source: RefSeq, a predicted model, not a curated record
AUGGUAUCUCUGAAGACAGUACAAGCAUCCAACGCCGGUAUUCGGGCCCUCCCCAAUAUCACUGCCUUAUUUGUUGGUGGCACCAGUGGCAUCGGCCGGAGCACCCUGCGCCAACUGGCUCGUAAUGCCGACAGCCCUACAGCCUAUAUCAUCGGUCGCAACGAGGCUCGUGCCAGUCCAUUCUUAUCUGAACUGCGGCAAUUGAGUCCCAAGGGCCGCUUCCACUUUAUUGAGGCGGAUGUAUCGCUAGUGCGCAAUGUGGAUGCCGUGUGCCAGCAGAUUCUCCAGCAGGAGAAGCAGCUGAACUUUCUCUUUAUGACUCCGGGAGGUAUUUCUCUGGGGGGACGAAAUGAAACCGUUGAAGGCAUAGACUACCUCUUCGCUCUCCGCUAUUAUUCCCGUAUGCGUUUUAUCCAGAAUCUCCUCCCUCUCCUCGAGUCGUCUGGACCAAGCCGGGUGGUCAGUGUCUAUGGUGGAGGCUUUGAGUACUCCAUUAAUACAUCAGACCUCGACCUCAAGCACAACUUCUCCCUGCUCAACGCCUACAAGCACUCCAUUACCAUGACCUCCCUGAGCAUGGAACACCUCGCCAGCACCCACCCUGCCAUCAGUUUCAUUCACGUCUACCCCGGUCUUGUUGGCACCAACAUCUACACCAAUAGCUUCCCUGCACCGGUUUCAACAUUCUACAACUACGUAAUGUGGCCAUUCAUGUGGCCCUUUUCCGUGAAUCUCAGCGAGAGUGGCGAGCGACAUUUAUUCCAUCUGAGCUCUGCGCGCUACCCAGCUAAGCAGGGCACUGGGUCCCAAGGAGUUCCGCUGGAGGCUGGGGAUGUAGCUACGGGUACUACUGGGGAAACCGGGAGUGGUGCCUAUCUUUUGGAUUGGAAGGGCGACGUUAGACCGAGCACAAAAGUUCUGACACGGUAUCGGGAACAGGGGAUACCGGAAUUGGUUUGGGGUCAUACAGAGAGUCUUAUGGAUAAGGCAGUGGGCCGAUAG